UAAAUGCAAACUAGCUCAUGUUGCAAGUAUGAAAAGAAUUAUUAUUUUUUCUAUAUAUGUUCUCCAUAAUGCAUAGUUAUCAAAUCAAGGUGCUUUAAUAUGUUUUGCAUAGAAAUGUGUGGAAAGUUUUUAAGUGCAUUAAAUAGCCAAUCCACCCAACCUCUCAUCUAAAACUCAUAAAUAAGUAGUAGCCAUCUCUUACAAUCUCCAUUCUCACUUCAAUUCAUAAUAUUUUAGUCCAAUUGUGUUUGAAAAAAGUGAAAGAAAAAAAAAUUCCAAUGAUUAUGGGUGAUUUGACACAAAAAAAUGUUGUGGAGAAUGAAAGUUUUGGAAGCAAUAUGGUUGAGAUGAUGUUGAGAUUGUUGCCUAUGGCUCUAUGUGUAGUGGCACUUGUCAUCAUGCUUAAGGAUUCUCAAACCAAUGAUUUUGGUUCACUUUCUUACUCUGAUCUUGGGACUUUUAGGUACUUAGUACAUGCAAAUGGAAUAUGUGCAGCUUAUUCACUUCUAUCAGCUAUAGUUGCAGCUCUUCCUCGUCCUACAACAUUGCCUAAAGCAUGGACAUUCUUCCUAAUUGAUCAGGUGUUGACAUACAUAAUAUUGGCUGCUGGAGCUGCAUCAACAGAGGUGUUAUACUUAGCAUACAAAGGGGAUACUGCUGUUACAUGGAGUGAAACAUGUGGUUCAUUUGAUGGUUUUUGCAAAAAGGCAACUUCAUCUGUGUCCAUUACAUUCAUUGUUAGCCUUUGCUAUGUUGGGAUUUCAUUGCUUUCAUCUUACAGACUUUUUAGCAAAUAUGAAGCACCAAUUGGACAUUACAAUAACAAAGGAGGUAUAGAGAUAGCUAACUUCUAGCCUAUGUACACUUCAAGAAUGUAAUAACUAUUGCUUUCUCAAUUUCAUUUAAGUGAUGGUGUUUGACUAGUUCGAGCUGAGGGCCUAUCAAAAACAGCCUAUAAGGUAGUGGUACGACCUGCGUACAUUCUACCCUCCUACCUAGAGUGAAACAAGUGGUUCUUUUGGAGGUUUUUGCAGAAUGUAAUAACUAUUACUUUCUCAAUUUCAUUUAUGUGAUGGCGUUUGACUA
Messenger RNA from Capsicum annuum, 1086 nucleotides. Its product is annotated as CASP-like protein 2A1. The coding region runs from base 279 to 854 and encodes 191 amino acids. The record is from RefSeq and is a predicted model, not a curated record. The transcript is spliced from 3 exons. Lineage: Eukaryota; Viridiplantae; Streptophyta; Magnoliopsida; Solanales; Solanaceae.